AUGGGUCAUGUCCCCUGGAAGCAGCCAAAAAUGGUGGUGAAUGCGCUGAAGAUAUGGUGGAACAUGGUGAACACGCCUGGCUACGUGUCGCACACCUGCAGCCGCGUGCUACGGCGCAGUUGUGGCCUCUUUGAGGAGAUGAUGACAGAGGGAGUCAAGGAUGUCCCCAGCUAUGGUGACCAGCUCUUGGUUACCGUGCGCGACCUGAGCUUGGACCAGAAGGAAGCGGAAUAUGCAGCAUGGGCAAACCCAGUGCCUGCGGACCUGAAGGAUACCAUGAAGCAAGCGAAAACGCUGGAGGAGAUGCGCAAGAAGGGCGUGGUACCUGCCGUCGGCCUGGGUCCACCCAAGGAGGCUCGCGCCCUGGGCUUCAUGGAGACCUACCUGGUCUGCGAGGCCGAGAACGGUCAGUGGGGCCACGUGCACUUCACGGGGCCCGAGGGCUACGAGGCCACAGCCAUCACCUGCGCCAUGGUCGCCCUGGUACUGUUGGAAGAGAAGGAGGCCUUGUCGGUUAGCGCCUGUGGUGUUCUCACACCUGCCGCGGCACUGCACGGCAGCAGCUUCGUGGAACGAGUGCAGGCCCCGGCGGUGGCUCCAGAAGCCGCACAUGGCUUUGCAAAGACUGGCCCGAAGCUGUGCUUUGAGGUCCGUGAGGGGAAACCCAGCGAAGAGGAGGUGGUGGCCGCAUUGACCAUGGCCGCAAAGAAACGGCAAAAGGUCAAUGAACGGCUGGAAGCAGGUCUCAAGGCCAACGAGUGUUUGUUUGAGUUAGUGGCCAAGAAUUGUGGAGCCUUCCAUUCUGAACCGAGACUUGCACGACAUCAGAAAGAUCCGCGCGGCUGGUUCCUACAGGUGAUCCUGGGCACCUGGCUCGUGGGCUACGCCGGCUACGCCUAUUCUGGUGGAACUUUUCGGGUGCAACGCCGGGCCGUGGAAACGGAGGGUGAGAAGGCCGAAAAAUUGUGGACGCUCGAAGUUGGCUGUACGGAUCACUACGUCUGGAAGGACAAGGACGUCUUUGUUGGCAUUGUGGCAGAUGCGGGAGAAUGGACUGUGGACCUAGAUGCCGUGCGUAACGGCUUUGAGGAGGCUUGUGACAAGGGCACGGCUGAGAUCUUUUCGGCUCCCUUGCAUGUGGUCAAGGCUUACGUCAAGGAGCUCACAUCCUACGGUCUCGCUGCCAGGGCCAAAGAAGCGACGAGCGACGUGGAGGGGGGCGGCUACCAGCGCCGCGAUUUCAAGGCCAGCUGCGUUCACCACAGCAGCCCUCUUCAGGCCCGCAAAAACGGCCAUCUCCAGGACCUCUCACCCGAGCUGAAGGAAGGCGCAAGAGAAGACGGGGUCCUGCAGGCCGAAGCUUCCGGAAAGCCCUUGCAGAUUGUGCUGGAGAAGAGUGAUCAUCCUUGCCUCUCCGGGGAGAAGAAAGCCAUGUCAAAGUUCAAGGCCUACGUGGAGUUGGCCACCGAUGCGGCACAGCGAUGGCUGCCGCCGGAGAACGAAGUGAAUCAGUGCUAUGUAAAGUUGGUGGAACAAGGGAAGGCAGUGUUGUUGAAAAGUUUGACCGCUGAAGCAGCGCAAAGGGCCUUGGACCAACUCACUGCUUCAGGCUUUGUGGCCAAGGUGGAGCCAAUGCCGGACAAAGCAGCUUGA
Messenger RNA from Cladocopium goreaui, 1653 nucleotides. NCBI's taxonomy places the organism in Eukaryota, Dinophyceae, Suessiales, Symbiodiniaceae. The record is from the annotation of a GenBank genome assembly.